Parasteatoda tepidariorum (common house spider) is the source of this 1475-nucleotide messenger RNA. The record is from RefSeq and is a predicted model, not a curated record. NCBI's taxonomy places the organism in Eukaryota, Metazoa, Arthropoda, Arachnida, Araneae, Theridiidae.
GCUAGAAAUUUCAUCUGUAUACAAAUCUAUAAAUAUUGAAUAUGUCUUCUGUGAUGCGCAACCAAAGAAUCACAAGUGUCAUUCCGUUAACUUCCGCUCACGCCCCUCCCCCCAUUCCAUUGAAAGUAAUGAACCACGGAACACAUCAUCACACCUGAAAUAUUUUCCGUAACAAUCUUUGUUUCCCUUGAAAUACUUUUUUCAUUGUUUCUUUACCUUAUAAAAUGGAACGCGGUAAAAUUAUCGCCAUGUGGCAUUUGCUGAAUAUUUGGGUAAAUGGAAUAAUAUAUAUUCUCAAACGACCAUUUGUUACUUCGGUCUCCACCAUCUAACAGGCGCCGAAAUGAAAUCGUGUGCAAUUCUUCAGAUUUUCAUAGCAGGAGUUAUUUGCAUAUCUUAUACAGAAUCGCAGGAACAACUCAACUCAACAUCGACUCGUCGGCAGACCACCAGCAAAUCAUCACUUUCAAAAGCAGGAGAUUUUCCACAAUACGUGCAAGCCCCUUACGACUAUAUGCGCAAUUUCGACGAUCUUCUGAUCCGGAGUUCAAAUAAAGAUCAGCUGGCAACUCAAGUGGAUUUUUUAGAUCUCCAGACGACCCCAAAACCCCUUCAGCAUUUGACACUUUACAAAUUAUCCCACGAUCCCACCCUAGAGUUCUAUGACGAGACGGAAAAUCUGGCCUUAAAAAAGCAUGACUAUGCCAGAGGUGGUCAGGGAAAUUUCGGCGGUUGGGAUAGUUUUCCUUCUGGAGGCUUCAAUUUAGGAGGUCAUGGGGGUGGUGGUGGUCAUGGAGGUGGUCACGGAGGAGGAUUACGAGGUAGAGAAGCUAAGGCACUUUUUGUUCUGUUGGCGCCACUCAUACUGCUGGCAGUUUUUGGUCCCUUUUUAGCUACUCAAGCUAUGCUACCCUGGAUGAUCGGUGGAGGGUUGACGACUGUGAGUACGAUCGCCGGAGGACGACGUAAGCGGUCUAUUCUGGCUGAUUUCAGGCACGCGACCGAUCGGAGGCUUCAACUCUUUUUGGAAGUACAGGAUUAUUUGGCGAAAUCUGGAAAUCCGGAUUUAGUGAGAGAAUUGGGAGACGCUUUUAUGAAUUGCCAAAAAUACAGUGAGCGAAGGAGCAAGUGCCUGGAGAGAAUGUCUUGUGAGUACAUGGAUCCUUCCUCUGAUCUCAACAGGGAAGAGCGCAGAAUAGGAAGGAUGGUUCUUCGAAAUGUUCUGUCGAAUCCUCUUGUACCAGUAUCUAUGGCAAAUCGUCUGCAGAAAGGUCUUGUGCAUGCUAGAAAGCAAUCAGGGAGAUGCUACAACUAUUGGUGUGAAGUUCUUGAUGGUCUUAAAAAUUGAUGAUGUUUGAUAAUUGGAGAAUACAUAAGUGAAUCAUUUUUCAUAAAUGAGGAAGUUUACUCUUAAUAGAAUGUCAUUGAACACUUGAUAGAAUUUUCAAUAUUUAUUAAUGAAUUGUUUAAGUGAA